UAGAUAGCAGUGAGCUGUUCAGCACCGUGUUUAACCUCUAUCUCAGAUGGAGGCAUCAUUUGAAGGAACCGGGGACAGUGAUGCGCCCCUGGGACAGUAAAGAAAGCAUCUGAAAGUAGCACACUCAAAAACUGGCCCAGCCCACCCCCAGCAGGGCUAUAUUCUCUGCAGCUCUGUUGUGUUUUCAAUCCAGGAGAGUGUGGGCUGCUGCUGGCAGCUACAGGAUGAAGUCGCCUCCCUGCUGCAUGUCUCUUUCUUCCCAAGCAUCCCUGGAGGAACAAGGGAAUAGCACGUCCCUGGGCUCCCUGGACUCCAGUGUUUUCACCAGUGAGGAAGAGCAGGGGCCCUUGCUUCAAAAGGUCAUUCCCUCCUUGGACUGUUUUACUAUCAAUGUAGGAGGCAGCCGCUUUGUGAUGUCCCAGCAAACUUUGUCUUGCUACCCUGACACCCGUCUUGGCAAACUGGCUGUAGUGGUCUCUGCUGCCCGGGAUGUGGCUUCUGGCCUUCUUGAGCUUUGUGAUGAUGCCAACCUAGUGGAGAAUGAAUAUUUCUUUGACCGGAGCUCACAGGCGUUUCACUACAUCCUGAAUUACUACCAGACAGGGAGACUGCAUGUGAUGGAGCAGCUCUGUGCACUCUCCUUCCUGCAAGAGAUCCAGUACUGGGGGCUGGAUGAACUCAGCAUCGAUUGCUGCUCUCGAGACACGUACUUCAGGAGGAAGGAGCUGAGUGAAGCCUUAGACAUCAAGAAAGAUGCAGAAGAACUGGAUGCCCAAGAUGAAGAAGAGGACUUUUCCGGUAGCCUCUGUCCCAAUGUCAGACAGAAGCUUUGGGAAGUUUUGGAAAAGCCUGGCUCUUCUGCAGUGGCCAGGACUUUUGGGACUCUAUCCAUGGCUUUUGUUGUUGUGUCCAUUGCCAACAUGGCUUUGAUUUCAGUAGAGCUAAGCUGGCUGGCACCACCACUCCUGGAUGCCCUAGAGUACCUGUGCAUUGCGUGGUUCACUGUGGAGUUUGUUCUGAGGUUCCUAUGUACACGAGAUCGGUGUCGCUUCCUAAGGAGUGUCGCAAACAUCAUAGACCUCCUUGCUAUUUUACCUUUCUACAUCACCCUGCUAGUAGAGAGUUUGUGUGGUGGGGAGAGCUCGCAAGAACUGGAAAACGUGGGGCGCAUUGUCCAAGUGCUGAGACUGCUCAGAGCUCUGCGGAUGUUGAAGCUGGGAAGACAUUCAACAGGCUUGCGGUCUCUUGGAAUGACUAUUGCACAGUGCUACGAGGAGGUUGGCCUUUUGCUGCUUUUUCUUUCUGUAGGAAUCUCCAUAUUUUCCACUGUGGAGUACUUUGUUGAGCAAGGUGUGCCAGGCACAACUUUCACAAGUGUACCUGGUGCUUGGUGGUGGGCAACAACUUCCAUGACAACUGUCGGUUAUGGUGACAUUCGACCAGACACUACCAUUGGUAAAGUAGUGGCCUUUAUGUGUAUACUAUCAGGAAUAUUGGUUUUGGCUUUGCCAAUAGCUAUAAUAAAUGACCGUUUUUCUGCUUGUUACUUUACACUGAAAAUAAAAGAAGCUGCUCUUCGGCAGCGUGAUGCUUUGAAGAAACUCACAAAGAACUCAUCCAGUGACUCAAAUAUCAAUGUUAAUUUGCGAGAUGUAUAUGCACGCAGUGUCAUGGAUAUGUUACGGUUAAAAAGCAGAGAGAGAACAAGUACAAGGAGCAGUGGAGGAGAUGAUUUUUGGUUUUGACUUUAGGUUAUUUAGCGUUGUAUGGCAAAUAGACUACUUUGAAAAUGUAGUAUUAAGCAUCUCUUUUUUAAUUAUUGUUAUUAUUUGACACACAGUGUAUUUGCUUUUCAAGCUGGAGUUUUACUUACUUUGACAGACUGAGAUAACUAGUAUAUGCAAAAGGCAGAAUUCAAAAUAUGGAAGCUCUCAAGGGGCUCUGAAACCUGCAGGGUUGUCUUUGGAUUUUGUGUUCUUGCUGAUGUAUAAUAAUAAAGUCUUAGCCAAAAAUGUAAUGGUGUUUUGAAUUUUGAAGAAUUUUAAGAUUUGUAUUUGCAGGGGGAAAAUGAAAAUCAAAGCGAUUAAGAAAAUCAGAAAAGAGAAUCUAUUGGAGUAAAAUAUUGAAUAUGUUUAUGUUGACUUUCCUAUUAUGAGAUUCAUCUUGGCCCCCUUUCUUAUCCCCAUCUUCUGCAUUUGCAUGAAAGAGAGGGAGAAUUUCCUCAUUUCAAGAGAAGACACAUAGUGAGUAUCAGAAGAUGGGUGAAAGUAUUAAGCAGAUGCAAGAUCUUCGCAAAGUCUAAAAAUAGUCAUGAUAUAGGUGCCAAAAUUCAGAGCAUCCUCUCUGGUUACUCUAGAAGUUGCAGGGGCUAAUACUACCUUUACAGCAUAAGUCAUCUACAGACUAAAUUUAAACCCAAACCUUCUCCUUGUGGUUUGAUUCUCGUAACUUAUUUGUCUAGCUAAGCAUGCACUCAAUUUUAGAGCAUGUUGAACUUAAAAUCUCAUCUUUAGAACCUGCAGCAUCAGUAAUGAUGGAGGAGAAAAAAUUGUUAAGUAACUUUGUGCUUAAGAAAAGUCAUUGGUGACUAUCAAAAGACGCAGAAAUGGUGAAAGGUUACAGGCUACUGGUUUCUCUGUCUCCAGUGAAAAUCAGUAGAUAAUCAU
Messenger RNA from Struthio camelus australis, 2666 nucleotides. NCBI's taxonomy places the organism in Eukaryota, Metazoa, Chordata, Aves, Struthioniformes, Struthionidae. The record is from RefSeq and is a predicted model, not a curated record.